Xiphias gladius (swordfish) is the source of this 1652-nucleotide messenger RNA. It is a transcript of the gene ehf, whose product is annotated as ets homologous factor. Gene Ontology annotation, cellular component: nucleus. Gene Ontology annotation, molecular function: DNA-binding transcription factor activity, RNA polymerase II-specific; sequence-specific DNA binding. The coding region runs from base 204 to 1052 and encodes 282 amino acids. The transcript has 9 exons. Lineage: Eukaryota; Metazoa; Chordata; Actinopteri; Istiophoriformes; Xiphiidae. The record is from RefSeq and is a predicted model, not a curated record. Gene Ontology annotation, biological process: cell differentiation; regulation of transcription by RNA polymerase II.
CAAAGAUUUGGGAAGCAAAAGGACUCAUCUCGCCUGGCUGUAAACACUAGUCCUGUAGAGUAUUGGAAUCAACAGAAACUGUAUUGAUCUAUAUUCAGCUGUGUUGGAAGUGGAUCGACGUGAGACCUUUACCAGGCCUGGUCGGACCCCGUUCUACUGCUCUGCCCCUGGGCCAUGGUACAUCAGAGUGUAGAAGCUGCAAUAUGAGCGGAACUCCAACCACCACCCUGGACAGCCAGCUGACCACUACCUGGGGCCCAACUAACUCCUACCCUGAUGUGCCGAUGGUGAUGUCUGGCUACACAAGUCGCCUGUGGCCUCAUGACUCCCAGCCUCAGUUCUGGAGUAAAUACCAGGUGUGGGAGUGGCUGCAGCAAGUCAUGGACAUGCACCAGAUCGAUGCUGCCAACAUUCCCUUCCAAAACUUUGAUAUGGACGGCCAUCAGCUCUGCAGCCUGAGCUACCAGGAUUUCAUUCGUGCUGCUGGCAGCAUGGGACCCAUUCUCUUCCACAGCAUCACAGAGCUCAAGUGGAGCGGUGUGUCUGAAAGUCUGAGGGGACAGUACCAUGUGGAAAUAGGGCAACUGGAGCUCAAACCGGAGUUAGAUUUCUCCUGUCCAUUUCCAGAUGUCAGCUAUCCACCUGGAGAAAUCUAUGAUCCCGCAAUUCACCCCCUCGCACCUGUUGCCUCUCCCACCCCUUCUAGUCCUGACAUAAAAAGAUCUUACAGUCGUCCUCAUCAGGUCAAAAAACACAACCCGAGGGGGACCCACUUGUGGGAGUUCAUCAGGGACAUUUUACUGAACCCAGAGCGAAACCCAGGGCUGAUCAAGUGGGAGGAUCGGACAGAGGGGGUUUUCCGCUUCCUUAAGUCAGAGGCAGUGGCACAGUUGUGGGGCAAGAAGAAGAAUAACAGCAGCAUGACCUACGAGAAACUAAGUCGGGCAAUGAGAUAUUACUACAAAAGGGAAAUCCUGGAACGAGUAGACGGACGCAGACUGGUUUACAAGUUUGGAAGGAACGCAAGAGGAUGGAGGGAGUCAGAGAAGUGACUAUUUCAUUAAUUUAUGUUUUAUUUGAUGUUAUAUGCAAAUGUGAUGUUUUAUUAUAGUUGCAACUGAGUGUUUUUGAUAAAGAUAUGUUUGAACUGUUUACACAUUGUUUAUAAUGGUAUGUUUGCCUCAUUAUUUCUUUCUUUAAAUCCAAUGUUGUGACACUGCACUGAGAUGUUCUUUAUUGUGCCUUAUUAAAAAAAAACAAAAAAAAAACACUUUGCUUCUUAUACCAACAUGCCAGAAGGCAAACUUCACAAAGACACGUUUAAAAAAGAUUUCACUGAAGAAAACGAUAUCAAAACUGACAUAAAACAUGAUGAAUCUUCGUUUUCUUUCAGAUACUUUACACUGUUCAAGUCCCAAAAGAGCACAUGUUGAUGUAGCAUUCAAACACAGUUGGCAAACAGAUGUAUGCUCAGCGUUUUGACAUUGAUUCAGUGAAGUGUCCUUUGGGAAGCAUACUUCAUCACAGCAUUAAAAACAAAAAUAAAUAAUAACAAAAAUAACAUGUCACAAGUACAAUGCACCAAUGACAUACAAGGAUAAAUAAAAAAGAAUAGAUAAAGAAUAAAUAUUUACAGCAAAGUAACAUCAUGG